This is a messenger RNA of Neoarthrinium moseri, 1158 nucleotides long. RefSeq lists its product as uncharacterized. The record is from RefSeq and is a predicted model, not a curated record. The transcript is spliced from 4 exons. Gene Ontology annotation, biological process: D-galactonate catabolic process; amino acid catabolic process. Gene Ontology annotation, molecular function: galactonate dehydratase activity. NCBI's taxonomy places the organism in Eukaryota, Fungi, Ascomycota, Sordariomycetes, Amphisphaeriales, Apiosporaceae. The coding region runs from base 1 to 1158 and encodes 385 amino acids.
AUGGCUAAGAUCAAGACUGUCGAGUAUUUCCGGGUCAAGCCGCGUUGGCUGAUGGUGAAAAUUACCGACGACAAUGGGCAGUUCGGUUGGGGCGAGGCCACCCUGGAGGGCCACGACCUAGCUGUCGAAGGCUGCUUAGAGGAGAUGAUCCCUAGGAUAGUCGGAAGAGAGGCAAAUGAAAUCGAAAACAUAUGGCAAACAUUCUGGAGACAUGGGUUCUACCGCGGCGGGCCAGUCUUCAUGUCAGCCAUGUCAGGCGUUGAUAUCGCACUAUGGGAUCUGAAAGGCAAGAACUUGAAGGUGCCGAUAUAUGAGCUCCUUGGCGGCAAAGUCCGGAAUGAGGUUCAGGUUUACUGUUGGAUAGGUGGUGACAGACCUUCCGAUGUUGAAAAUGCUGCCAAAGCACGCCUUGCUCAGGGGCUGAAAUGCGUCAAGAUGAACGCCACGGAAGACCUGAACUGGGUGGACUCCCCAUCGGCACUCGAUGCCACGGUAGAGCGUCUCAAGAUAGUCAAAUCUUUGGGGCUUGAUGCAGGGCUUGAUUUCCAUGGCCGCUUACACAAGGCCAUGGCGAAGCAAUUAGCCGCUGCCCUGGAGCCACACCGGCCCCUGUUCAUCGAGGAACCCCUCUUGAACGAGCACCCGGAGGCUAUCAAGCAACUGGCAGGGAUGACCAAGAUCCCGAUUGCUUUUGGAGAGCGCUUGUACACGCGCUGGGAUAUCAAACGUUUCCUCGAGGACGCCAGUGUGGACAUCCUCCAACCCGAUAUUGCGCAUGCUGGAGGUAUCAGCGAGACCAAGCGCAUUGCUCAAAUGGCGGAGGCCUAUGACGUCGCCAUCGCUCCCCACUGUCCCUUGGGCCCAGUAGCAUUUGCUGCUAGCAUGCACAUUGCCUUGACGUCGCCGAACUUUGCCAUCUUGGAGAUGAGUUUGGGAAUGCACUACAACACCGAGGCCGGGGACGACAUCGAUCUGUUGACUUAUAUGAAAGACCCUUCGGUCUUUGACAUCGGCAAAGGGGGUUACGUCAAGGCCCCUACGGGUUAUGGUCUAGGUAUCGAGGUUGAUGAGGAGAAGGUGAGGGCUAUCGCUAAGGACACAAAGCCUUGGCAAUGCAAAGUCUUCCACGGACCAGACGGAAGCAUUAGAGAGUGGUAG